AUGUCAAGUAGUGAUUGCUAUCCCCAUUCCUUAAAAUCUCUCUUGGUCUUUCAAAACAGAAUUAACGAAGAGUUGAUUAGGAGCUUGCAUGUGUACCAAGUGGAGGAUGGGAAGCAAAAUGAAAUUGAGAGAGAGUUUUUGUUCUCAGCCAAUGGAUCAUAUAUGGAAAUGACAACUAAUCCAGCUCUCAGAUUGCUUAAGUUUCGGGUUUCUGAAGUGUAUGAAGGGCUUGUGAACGGUUUGUGGCUUUGCAUUCUUGCAUUUCAUGCCGAUCGUCCACCUCAUUUUACAUGCAUUCCUUCUCUACUCUCAAUUUCCAGAAAUCCCAAGCUGAAGUCAGUACCAACAAUAGCUGUUGAUCUUCAAAUUAUUUUCCAGUUGGGCUGCAUUAUGGAAGACAAAGAGCAAUCACGAUUUCCAAAAGGGGAAACAUGCCAACAGAAUGAUGAUUGUUACCGUCAAUCAAGAAGAAGUUCUCCCAAUCUUCAUCUGGAUCUUAACCGUCUUCCUUAUCCAGUUACCGAGUUAGAAUCAUCUGAAGAUCAAGAAAAGGAACAUUGUUCACCAGGUAUUGUACACAAUAAGAAAAAGAGAGCAGCAAGUGAACAUGUUGCAAGGAUUGCUUUAUCGGAUUUAGCCAAGUAUUUUGAUCUUCCAAUUGUGGAAGCUUCAAGAAAUUUGAAAGUCGGGCUUACAGUUCUAAAAAGGAAAUGUAGAGAAUUUGGUAUUCCUCGUUGGCCACAUAGGAAGAUCAAAUCUCUUGACAGUCUCAUUCAUGAUCUACAGGAAGAAACAGAACGGCAACAGCAGAAGAACAAGGUUGCAGCCAUGGCAGUUGCAAAGAGGCAAAAGAUGUUGGAGAGUGAAAAAGAAAAUAUAGAGAGAAAACCUUUUAUGGAGUUGCAAUGUGAAACCAAGAAAUUCAGGCAAGAUGUUUUCAAAAGAAGGCAUCGAGCUAGGGCUAUUGGAAACCAAGAUCCAUCCACCUCAAGUAAUGAGAGUACUAACAAAAUAUAG
Molecule: messenger RNA, 1017 nt
Organism: Quercus lobata
Lineage: Eukaryota; Viridiplantae; Streptophyta; Magnoliopsida; Fagales; Fagaceae
Gene: RKD5
Product: RWP-RK domain-containing protein
Exons: 6
Coding region: 1-1017 (338 amino acids)
Molecular function (GO): DNA-binding transcription factor activity
Source: RefSeq, a predicted model, not a curated record